AUGAAUGAGGUGCGACACGUUUUGACAGCUUUGAGAACUCCCGCGAAGAGUUCGACCUUGAACAGUGGCGUCACGAGUAUCGCGACGGCAACGUGGUACGACGUCCCGACGCCGAUAAUCGUACAUUGUCGUGAGUUCCGCGAUGAGACGAAACGCGACAUUAUCAAAAAUGACGAAGCGGGAGACCGUAAAAGAACCUGCGAUAAUGAGAUGGGAAUAAGGCUCGUUGAACAAAGGAUGGCCAGGUCCUUAGAAGGAGAUACGAAAGUCUUGUCAUCGAAAGACAAUGUUUCGGAAAAAGACACGACGAUGGGACCUCUCGCUGGAAGACUCUCGCAGUCUUCCGAUAACGUCGACGCCGUGGACAAGGCGUCGUCGCGAAACAACGCGGAGGUCGUCGUGAAUAGAUCGAGUAAAGUUCGCGCGGAUGUCAGGCCUUGCAGUUUCGAAGUAAAUCCCGAGUUUCGCGUAAACGACUCGAGGACUCGAGAUGGGAAGAGACGCAGUACUAUGGAACUGAAUGCCACCACGACGGUGAAGACGGACGCCGAUGGAGUGCCGACCAUCAGUUUUAGUUUUUUGCGCGCCGAUGAGAAUGUUCACGAGAACGACGACGAGAUCGUUAUUCUGGAGGUUGACACGAGCGAUCAAACUGAUUUCUCAGGAAAUCAGCUGUAUGAUCAUCCUAAAAGCGCCGUUCUAGAAAAUAAUCAAGCUCCCUUAGAACGAACCGGGCAUGAUAAGGAAAUAAAUUCGGGUGAGCCCUCAUUACCAACGAUUUGCCAGGAUCUUUACGACGUGCCGAAAUCAACACGCAAGGACGUGUCUUCGAACGAUUUGCAAGAGAAAGAGAUGCCAAUCUGCAAUCCCGCUCAAGAAAACUGCAAGAGCACGAAUAUAAUUGUUCCACCUGAGAAGAAUAAGAACCAACAACGCGAUCAGAUGAAACGUUCUACCAGAUCGCUCAAAUCUGGCAGAAGAAGCUACGGCGCGUCAGAUAGCGACGGUUACGACGCCGGCAUAGCGUCGAUGUCGGGCUCGUAUUCGGAUCCGGAGUGCCCGAACGAGGCGGCGUUGUCGGAGAGUGGUGAUUCGAGCCGCAGCAAGCGACUGAAGUUGCAGAAGCGACGACUGGGCAAGGCUUGGGGUAGGAUGCGUAGCUGGCUGCGAGAGGAGAAGACCAGGAUCGGCCAAGUGGUCAACAGGCACGCCAAGUUGCAAGCGGUUGGCGCGCUCAGUCCCGAGGUGCGAAGCAAUUGUGCCACUCCCACGGGAACAUCUAAGAGCAAGCAGCGUGGCUUCUACGAUCUAACGCGAGCUCACACCCAGGAGUCUGGUUCGAUCACCAGAGUGGAGGAGUUUGGUCUAUCGUCGGUGUCGGAGGAAGCGAACGUUUCCGAUGACACGGAGAGACCAAUGUCAGCAUCGCCCGAUUCGGGGAAGAUGUCAGCGAACAGAACGAGAAGAUUGCGCGGCAACCUGCGAAGAAAGACGGCCAGUUCGGACAACAUUUUGGAAAGCGACAGGACAAAGUUACAGUUGCCAGGAUCUUUGAGCAUGGAUAAACUAUGCUCACAUGUGACAGAGAACGACGAGAUGAAAACGACACCAACGACGACGGCGACGACGAUGGCGACAGUGCCGACAAUGACGACGAUGAUGGCGGGGACCAGUGAUGCCGAAGCGUCGGGGGAUCACGGUGGGAAAAGUAGUCUGAUUAAGAGGAGAAUGCUCGGCUCAAUUAGAGGGUUAAUGGCCUCGACUCAUCUAUUGCAAACCUACGAGUCCGACGAGGGAGGACAAGGCGGUUUCGAGGAUGUGCGAAGAUAUGUCAAACAAGGAGGCGACUUUUGCAAGGACUUGGCAUCGAUUCUUCAUGAAAGAGCCGAACUGGAAGCUACGUAUGCGAAAGGAUUGAGCAAACUCAGUAGCAAGCUGACAAAAGCCUGCGCCAAAGAUCAAGGUGGUAAUAGCAACGGAGGUGUGAACGAGGCGUGGAGGUGUGUCGGCGAGGAGAUGGAGGCUGCAGCGGAAGCACAUCGGUUAUGGGGCAUCGCGUUAAGCGAACAACUUGCCAAACCGCUCAGAGUGGGUGUAGCGGAGACGCAGGGCCGAUCGAGAAAGAGCAUCGAAAAUUCGGUGGACAAAGCAUCCAAGUCGCUGCAAGAAUGGCGUGGAAUAGCGGCAAAGAGUAAAAAGCAGAGCUUUGCGUGCGCGCGCGAGAACGAGAGGUUGCAGGAUUUGGCGCGGUUGCAGACCAUCAGUCAAAGUCAGCAGAGCAACAAUAGGUCGUCGACGUCGAGUCAUCACGUUACGGAGAAAGAAGCGAGCAAACUGGAGACUAGACGAAGGAAAGCCGAGGACUCUUCGCGACGAGCGGACACCGAAUUCUACACGGUCAGCGUGAGAGCCGAGAGAGCUAGGCUCGAGUACGAGAGCACGAUGAAGAAAGGCGCGAAGCAGAUGGAAUUGCUCGAGGAGGAACGACUGAGCGCCCUAAAAGACCUCGCCAACGUGUACUUGACGCACUUGCAGGCGCUCGCGCCGCGAUUGCAGCAGAGCGUCGAUCGCUUACUAACGCCCGUGCGCAGUUGCAACGUGUCGCAGGACUUAGAGAUCCUAAAAAAUCUCGUACGCCGAAUGGAUAAUCACGAUGUGACGAACGCGGAACAAUUAUUGCCGGAUUUCUACGCCGAACACGUGACUUUAGCGAUGAACCGCGAACGGCGAAAACAGGCAUUGGUGAGGGUGCUGCAUCUGAUAAGGCAAGAUCUCGAGCGAGAAAGACGAGGUAGAGAAGGCCUGGAAACAUUACACCGAGCUUUCGUUAAGACUCCAGCGUUUGCGGCGGACGAAAGCACACAAAACGUAACGGAUAAACUAAAUCACAUGCGUUCAAUGUUGUUGUACUUGGAAGCGGCUAGGUAUAAAGUCAGUGGUACGCUCGCUGAAGUGGAGGGUAGCAAACGAAUCAAACAUCCCUUAUCGGACCAUAUUUUAGUUUCGAGAGACAAGCAGGGUUUGCAGCAAAGUGUUCUCAAGAUUCCUUCUUGGGCAAAGAAUGAAUCUUUCGAGGUUCAGGACAGUGACGACGACCUCGAGUUGCAUUUGACCAAGGAUCAGGACGGCGAAACUCGCGAUUGGAAUGAUCGCACUGCCGGUGACGGCAAUUCAGAGAAUCCACCGGACGAAGAUGAUUUUAGUGACUUCGACGAGUUUAGCAGUCACUCGGAAGACAACAACAAUCAAAUUGAUGGUACGGAAGUACCUUCAGCUAAGAUUGAACGCGCAGAGCAAUGCCGAGCGAUCUACCAAUAUUCCGCGAAACUAAAUGACGAGCUCAGUCUUAGUCCGGGAGACCUGAUAACUGUUCAUCAGAAACAGCCAGAUGGCUGGUGGAUAGGCGAGUGCAGAGGCCGUACCGGUAUAUUCCCUGCCACUUAUGUCCAAGUCAUUCAUUAGCAUAAACGUGAAUGAUUUCACAUUAUAUUGAUAUGCAUAGGGAGAUAUAUACAUACUAACAUUUCAAAGAAAACGUGAUGAGACGUCGACCACGUGUAAUGAUGAUAGUAUCCUCUUACAGGAGUUUCCAUCUGGCUUCGUUAAAUCAGAUAAGAGUAUUAUAAUGUGCCAAUAACGUUACAUGCAACGAUUACUUUAUAUUUGCACAUAUCGAGGAUAUUCGAUCACAAGUUCGCAUAAAGAUGACUUGAGAAUACCAAAUAGUAGUUACCAUCACAUUCAAUACAUCUAGUGUCGAGGUCUGGUGGAAAUAUUUUAAUCAUGUCGUUAUUAUUUUUUUUUUUGCGCUAUGUAUACAUUUAUCGUUACUCUGUUACUACUAUAUAUAAUAAUUAAUGCUUGUUUAUACGUAUCGUUAAAACGUACUGUGAAAAAGAUCGGUCUGAGUUACGACUCCGAAUAGUUUUAUUAAUUCUGAUGACAAUGCAUUUUAACUCAUCGUGCGUAUUAUAUCUAUAAUUCUUAUAAAAAUAAGCAAUAUAAGUUUAAUCGCAUGAUCUAUCUUACUGAAAAGUUACUU
Trachymyrmex cornetzi is the source of this 4042-nucleotide messenger RNA. It is a transcript of the gene Nost, whose product is annotated as Nostrin. Bases 1 to 3462 code for a protein of 1153 amino acids. The record is from RefSeq and is a predicted model, not a curated record. The transcript is spliced from 9 exons. Gene Ontology annotation, cellular component: plasma membrane; cytoplasm. Gene Ontology annotation, molecular function: protein binding. NCBI's taxonomy places the organism in Eukaryota, Metazoa, Arthropoda, Insecta, Hymenoptera, Formicidae.